GGCAGUGCGGGGACGCGGGGCUGCAGGUGCCCGCGGGAGCCCUGGGCGGACAGAGGUGGACGCUCGGACUUGCGCGGAGGUGAGGAAGGUGACUUGCGCUUCCAAGUCCCUCCCCCUUCCCCCGGGCAGUUUCUGGGGGCGCCGAGCAGCGCGGAGGAGGCGCUCGCACCAUGGCCCGGGUCCCCGCGCGCCUGCAGUUCCGCGUGCAACUGCGCUUCGUGACGGAGGAGCAGCUUUUCGGGGCCGGGCCGCUCUCGGCCCCGACCCCGAAGUCUCUGCGACUGGAAGUGCACCCGGCGGGGGAGGAGGCGGACGCGACGGUGAUUGACGCCGAUGGCGUGUGUGUCUUCAAAUGCUUACUCAACAGAGACACUGAAUGUUGCCGCGUGGGGAAGGAAUCCGUCUUGAUCACACUGGGAUACAACAGCAUUUUGCUGAAGUUUGAGUCUCCCGCUGAUCUCGGCUCAUUUUCAAAUACCCUGAAAAGAUGCCGGAAGGAGAAAAAGGAAUCCUCGGUGUUCAGCCAGCGGACAGAAGAGGCAUCGGCCGUACAGUACUUCCAGUUUUAUGGCUGCAUUUCCCAGCAACAGAACAUGAUGCAGGAUUUUGUGAGGACAGCCACUUACCACAGAGCCAUCCUCCAGAACCACACUGACUUCAGAGACAAGGUGGUUCUGGACGUUGGUUGCGGAUCUGGAAUACUGUCAUUUUUUGCUGUUCAGGCUGGAGCUAGGAGAGUGUAUGCUGUUGAAGCCAGUUCAGUAGCACAGUAUGCUGAGAUAACAAAGAACCUUGGAGAAGGUAGGUCAUGGAGAUGGGACACAGCUUGUGAGACACGAACCCUUCCUUCCACCUCCUUCUCCAACAUCCAGAUGCUGGUGAAAAAUAACCACCUUUGCGACAAGAUCAUUGUUGUGCCAGGGAAAAUUGAAGACAUCUCUCUUCCUGAGGCUGUGGAUGUGAUCAUUUCCGAACCGAUGGGAUACAUGCUCUUCAAUGAAAGGAUGCUGGAGAGUUACCUUCAUUCCAAAAAAUGGCUGAAAGCCAGUGGAAUGAUGUUCCCGACAUUUGGCGACAUCCACUUGGCCCCCUUUUCUGACGAACAGCUCUACAUGGAACACUACUCCAGAGCCAACUUUUGGUACCAGCACUGCUUCUAUGGGGUCAACCUGUCCAGCCUCCGGGCGGCUGCAGUGGACGAGUAUUUCAGGCAGCCGAUAGUAGACACAUUCGACAUCAGGAUUUUGAUGGCUCGGACAGUCAAAUACACAGUCAACUUCAUGGACGCCGAAGAGGCAGAUCUCCACAGAGUAGAAAUCCCCUUUGAGUUUCAGCUGACGCAGUCUGGCCUCGUCCACGGCCUGGCGUUCUGGUUCGACGUGGCCUUUGUGGGAUCUCUGGUAACUGUCUGGCUGUCAACAGCCCCAACUGAGCCUCUGACCCAUUGGUAUCAGGUGCGGUGCCUUCUUCACACUCCGCUCUUCGCCAAAGAAGGAGAGACCCUCUCGGGGAAAGUGCUGUUUGUAGCCAACAGACGACAGAGCUAUGACAUUCAGAUUGUGGCACUGGUAAACCAGACAGGCUUCAGAUCUGGGAACAUCCUCGAUUUAAAGAAUCCUUUCUUUAGGUUUGCUUAGAAGAUAGCCACAAGCCAAUCGAUAAGUAAAAUGAAGACCUGAGAAGUCCCUCAACACCGAAGUUCAUAUUUCAUGUUCCAAAUAUGCACUCUAAAUUUUACAAGGAUGAUUAGGUUGAUUUGAAUUCGUAUUUUUUCCCUAAAUAUAAAAUGUGCAUCCUCAUUUUAUUGACAAGUCUAUUUCUUGGUGCUUCUUAGACUGGCUUUUUACAGCUUUCUGCUUAUAGCUGAAGAAGAAUUUUUUCCUCAAUUUGUGAUUUCUCUUUAUUACUGUUUCAGUAAAGCCAACAGCUCUGCUUUCGUUUUUGAAGUAUUUACAAAAGAAAUUUAACAAAACCCUACCUCAUGUUUAUAUGUAUGCGUAUGUAUGACAUAACACAAGAGCAUGUUAGGAGUGAGCUUCUAUUUACAAUUUUAAGCUGUUUUCACUGAUCGUCUCAGCCAAUCAACAGUACUUUCUAACUCAGCAGUGUGUUAAAGAAUUUUUGCCUUAUCCAUGUAAUGGAAUAAUAGGACGUCAGGAAUGUUCUUCAUUGGCCGUAUUUGAUGACUGUAUGUAGCUAAGGAAAUAAAGAUGGACCCUUUGUCAGUUCUUUUAGGUUUACAAUAAAAAUGUACAGUGGAAGAUACCA
This is a messenger RNA of Mustela erminea (ermine), 2268 nucleotides long. Its product is annotated as histone-arginine methyltransferase CARM1-like. Lineage: Eukaryota; Metazoa; Chordata; Mammalia; Carnivora; Mustelidae. The record is from RefSeq and is a predicted model, not a curated record. Bases 171 to 1637 code for a protein of 488 amino acids. The transcript is spliced from 14 exons. Gene Ontology annotation, molecular function: protein-arginine N-methyltransferase activity. Gene Ontology annotation, biological process: peptidyl-arginine methylation.